Haemonchus placei is the source of this 2022-nucleotide messenger RNA. Lineage: Eukaryota; Metazoa; Nematoda; Chromadorea; Rhabditida; Trichostrongylidae. The record is from the annotation of a GenBank genome assembly.
AUGGCUGGACAUGGUUCUAUGCCUCGUAAUCUCUCCUAUUCUAAAGUGGCUAGAGCAUUAGCUGGUGAAGAGCUGAGAGAACGUGAAGUAAUACCGUUAGAUAGAGGUCUUACUGCACGAGAAGAAGGACGUUUCGUAUUCGAAUGCGCUUGGGAAGUGGCGAAUAAGAUCGGUGGCAUCUAUACCGUACUGAGAAGUAAAGCCCAAAUCAGUUGCGAGGAAUUAGGAGACCAGUAUUGUAUGUUUGGUCCUAUGAAAAAUGAUAAGUGGAGAUUGGAAGUAGAGAAAGUGGAACCGGAAAACAGGACCAUCAGAGCUGCAAUUAGAAAGCUUCAUGAGAGCGGAUUUGAGUGCAUGUAUGGCCGAUGGCUAAUCGAUGGUUAUCCAAAAGUGAUACUUUUCGAUUUGGGCUCUGGUGCUAAAAAAAUGAAUGAGUGGAAGCAGGAAUUAUUCGACAGGUGUCGAAUUGGUAUUCCUCACGAAGAUAUCGAAUCGAAUGAUGCAGUGAUUCUCGGAUUUAUGGUGGCGAUAUUUUUGAAACAUUUUAGAGAAUCGAUUGUCGACUAUCAACCCCUAGUGGUUGCCCAUUUCCAUGAAUGGCAAGCAGGGGUUGGACUGCUUAUGACACGACUUUGGAAAUUAGACAUAGCUACAGUAUACACGACACAUGCUACCUUAUUGGGAAGGCAUUUAUGUGCUGGCGGAUGUGAUUUCUACAAUCAGCUCGGCUCAUUCAACCUCGAUGAGGAAGCUGGUAAACGAAAAAUCUAUCAUCAAUACUGCCUUGAACGAGCUGCAUGUCAUUCUGCUCAUAUCUUCACAACGGUAUCUGAAAUUACUGGAUUGGAAGCCGAGCAUUUGUUACACAGAAAGCCCGACAUCCUAACUCCGAACGGACUCAAUGUUUUUAAAUUUGCUGCUUUGCAUGAGUUCCAGAAUUUGCAUUCAAUGGCCAAAGAGAAAAUCCACAAUUUUGUCCGAGGACAUUUCCAUGGCCACUUGGAUUUCGAUUUGGACAAAACUCUAUAUUUAUUUACUGCUGGAAGGUAUGAAUUCUGUAACAAAGGAGGUGAUCUGUUCAUCGAAUCGCUGGCUCGUCUGAAUCACUACCUACAGACUACUACCGAUCCUCGGCAUAAGGGGGUCACCGUGGUGGCUUUCAUUAUCUAUCCAGCCCCAUCCAACUCCUUCAAUGUCGAAUCGCUAAAAGGACAAGCUGUCACAAAACAAUUAAAGGAAGCAGUUGACAGGAUAAAGGAAAGCAUCGGUCAACGGAUGUUUGAUAUCUGUCUGCAGGGCCACCUUCCCGAUGGUCACGACCUUUUGUCUCCAGCUGAUAAUGUUCUGCUUAAACGAUGUAUAAUGGCAACGGAAAAAAGGGAUUUGCCACCUAUUUGUACCCACAAUAUGGUUCGUGGAGAUGAUGAGGUUUUAAGUGCUUUGAGACGGACGCAGCUGUUGAAUUUCCGUGAACAUCGAGUGAAAGUCGUAUUCCAUCCCGAGUUCUUGUCAUCUGUUUCUCCUCUGAUCGGUCUCGAUUAUGAAGACUUUGUGCGAGGAUGCCAUCUGGGAGUGUUCCCAUCAUACUAUGAGCCAUGGGGAUAUACUCCUGCAGAAUGUACAGUGAUGGGAAUUCCGUCCAUCUCGACUAAUCUAAGUGGAUUUGGCUGUUUCAUGCAGGAACAUGUCGAAGAUCCUUCAUCAUACGGUAUCUACGUGGUUGAUCGACGAUUCAAAAGUCCAGAAGAAUCCGUUCGACAAUUGGCUCAGAUAAUGUAUGACUUCUGUGGAAUGUCCCGUCGACAACGAAUCAUCCAACGAAAUCGAACAGAAAGGCUUAGUGAGCUACUCGAUUGGAAUAGUCUUGGCGUAUUCUACAGGGAUUGUCGUCGAAUGGCCCUCGAACGAUUACACCCCGAUGUGGACAAUAUAAUACGUCAAAAUGAAGGAAAUGUGCCAUCCGCUGCAACCAGUAGACGACCGAGUGUCGUCCAUACCAGCGAGGAAGAAGAUGGAAAUUAA